AGAGACCAAGGGGACAAGAGGAGGAACAGGGUGUGAAGACGGGCCUCGUAGGGCUCGGAGGGAAGCAUCCAAAGCCAGCUGGUCUGGCUUUGAGGUAGAUCAAUGGGCAGAGUGACACAAAGGCAGCAGAAAGAAGAGGAAGAGUUGUAGACAGAACAGACGGAAGAGAUAAAGAAAGUCAAUACGUGCAGGGAAAAAAGGUGGAAAUUGGAACAGCAGGUUCUGUGAAGGCGUUUGUACCACGAUCGACAACAAACAGGACAUUUUUCCAAGGAGGACAAAACACCAGAGAGCUGAAAGCCAAGGAUGCAUUGAAUGAAAAAUAAGAGAUAGAAGCUGAACAUUCUUGGUCCAAUAAAGAGGAUAGUGUUUCUCUGAUUAUUUGAUUGUGGUGUGGUCUGCCGAAGAGUGCAUCGAGAAGAGUGAAAGGGUGUAUACAAGAAAAGAAGAGACCGUUGCACAAUGUACUAGGAGAGUGGGGCGAGAAAGCGUGUUGUUUUUCUGAUAUUGUAGAGGUGUCAGAGAGACCCAGGAAAGGACACAGCCAUGGGGCGGAAGAAGAUACAGAUCACCAGGAUCAUGGAUGAGAGGAACAGGCAGGUUACCUUCACAAAGAGGAAGUUUGGCUUGAUGAAAAAGGCCUAUGAGCUGAGCGUACUAUGUGACUGUGAGAUAGCCCUCAUCAUUUUCAACAGCUCUAACAAACUGUUCCAGUACGCCAGCACAGACAUGGACAAAGUGUUGCUGAAAUACACAGAGUACAACGAGCCCCACGAGAGCAGAACCAACUCUGACAUUGUAGAGGCGCUAAACAAGAAAGAACACAGAGGUUGUGAUAGCCCGGACCCCGAUGCCUCAUAUGUCCUCACUCCUCACACAGAAGAAAAGUAUAAAAAAAUUAAUGAGGAGUUUGAUAAUAUGAUGAGAAAUCAUAAAAUCCCCACAGCAUUGCCUCAGCAGAACUUCUCCAUGCAUGUGGCAGUGCCUGUAUCCAACCCUAAUGCCAUGUACCAGGCAGGAGGGACUCUGGGCAGCCAGGCCCUGGCAGCAGCCACGGCCUCUCUGAGCGAGAGCGGGAUGCUGUCCCCUCCACAGGCCUCUCUGCACAGGAAUGUUGGCUCCAGCGGAAGUUCCCAGAGGCCCACCAGUGCAGGCAGUGCAGGUGGCAUGCUGGAUACCACAGACCUUUCAGUGCCAAGUGGUGCGGGCUCCAGCCCAGCGGGGAAUGGUUUUGUUAACCCCAGGGGCUCACCGGGCCUCCUCAGCACACCCAGCGGCAAUGGCCUGGGUAAAGUCAUGCCCACCAAGUCUCCGCCACCCCCUGGAGGGAGCAUGGGAAUGGGAAGCCGCAAGCCAGACCUAAGGGUGGUUAUUCCUCCAUCAAGCAAAGGAAUGAUGCCCCCACUGUCGGAGGAGGAGGAAAUGGAUUUGAGCACCCAGAGGAUAAGCAGUUCCCAGUCCACCCAGCCGCUGGCCACUCCAGUAGUGUCUGUCACCACCCCCAGUUUACCCCCACAGGGUCUGGUCUACUCAGGCAUGCCCACCUCCUACAAUCCUGCUGAGUACUCCCUGAGCAGUGCAGAGAUCUCUUCCCUACAGGGCUUCAGCUCUCCUGGGCUCUCACUGGGCUCCAUGUCGGCAUGGCAACAGCAUCAACUGGGCCAGGCAGCUCUUAAUUCUUUGGUUGGUGGAGGUCACCUACCUCAGGGCUCCAACCUAUCCAUCAGCACCAGCCAGAGCAUAAAUAUCAAGUCCGAGCCCAUCUCACCACCACGGGAGCGCGUCACCCCAUCUGGCUUCCCUCCGCAACAGCCGCAGCAAGGGUCCAGCCGACAGGAAGUUCUGGGACGUUCACCUGCCGACAGCCUCAGCUCGUCUUGUAGCUCAUACGACGGCAGCGAUCGCGAGGACCACCGGCCAGACUUCCACUCCCCGCUGGGACUGGGCAGACCCCCUGCUGGCUCCGAGGAUAGGGAGAGCCCGUCAGUCAAGCGCUUGCGCAUGGACACAUGGGUGACAUAAAGAGCCCUGAUCAAGCCUCCAGUCACCAGCCAGCCAGAGAGGGGGAGGGGUUAGACAUGGAGAUAAAAGAAAGAGCAGGGGUCCUUAGAGCUAUCAUUAUGAUACUAUUAUUCAACUCCACUUCAAUUUGUAAGACUGAGAUGUAAUGUAAUAAGACGUAUCAGGACAUAUCUAAAAUAAAUUCUCAAGCUGAUAACAGUAAGAUUUUUUUAAAAAAUCAGUUAGCUGGACUGAAUUAUAUGCACGAGCAGGUGGUAUCAGGUACUUGGUGCAAUUCAGAUGACGUUUGCAGAAGAAAGAUGUUCAGAGAAAAUUGUUAAACAAUAGGCGGUAGAUUAUCGUAGUCACUGGUCUAGUCGGACACUUAUAUGUAGUUGCUGUUUUGCUGUUGUGCUCGGAAGUUGCAAACAAUCAGAGAAAGUUGUGUUGCUUUCAGGCUGAGGACCCUUACAUAUGAUGUUCACUGCACAAACUAUCUCUAAAAUCAUGCUGUAACCAUACAAGACCUUUAUCUCAAGUGGCCUCUUCUAAUUUAUUGAUUCAGUCGAUCAGGAGACACAGAGCUCAUGGAGUUCAUUAAGAUCACACAGGAAUUUUGACUAUACAGUAAAUAAUUGCAACAGUUGAAACAACUUUAGUGAACACAUGAAACAAUAAUGUUGGACAUAAAAGUAAAAUAGCAACAGAAUUUAUUGCAAUAAUGACAAACUAUUCAUUUUAUAAUUUAAAAGAGUAGGAUAUAUUAAUGUGCAAUUAAGAUAGUGCGAACCUGUCCAGUUGAACUGGUGAGAAAGUCAACAUGUUCACAUUUGUGUAACAGUUCAUCAGUAAUAUAAGCCAAAGCUGUUCUUUUGCGUUGUUUUGUACAGUUGCUAUGAUUUCCUAACAAUUCACUCAAAUGCACCAUUUCUUUCAUCAUAGUUUUUAUUUUUUAAUGUGCUUUAUUAUAGUGUAAAGUCAUGUAAACCAGAUCUUGAAUCAAUAUCGAAAGCCAUGAACAUUUGCUGUUCUGUUUGUAUAAUUGAAAAAAAUUUGAGCCAAACAUUGUCUUUUUGUUGUGUAAAUAGCGACUUUAAUAUAUAUUACAAGGGUGUGAGUACAUACUGAAUGUACUGUAUGAUCACCGUUUUCAAGAAAAGUAUAUUUUUGUGGUUUACAGCCAAGUUUACAAGAGUAGACCUUCAGAAAGUCAAUGAUUCACUGGUCAAUAUUUGCUAUUUCAUUUAGUCUCUCUAAAUUGAACAUAAACUCCCAUGUGUUUUAGUUCCAGAUGGUCAAUUUGUUUUGUCUCCUCUUUAUUAGUGGUGAUUGUUUGCCCUGAAGACAUUGUAAAAAAAAAAAAACAAUGCUGUGAGGUUGAAGUUCCACUAUUUUCAUAUUUUUUGAAGGAUGAUCACAAGGCUAGGGGAAAUUGUUUCUUCCCACCUAUUGUGUUAGCUUGUCUUAGUUGUAUUUCGGCAGCUGCUGAAUACACUGCCACCAUUCAAUUUCCAAGGUCCCAGCCCCGCAUUGAAGAAUAAUCUAUUGUUUUUGCAUGUAGCUCAACUGAAAGACAUGGCAUCUCUCAAUUUUCUAUUUCCACUAGCCCUGUUAUUGGUUCAUGGACUUGAACGUGACAGAAGUGGCUCACACAGAACUGAUGAUGCCUGUGUCCACGUGUGGUUGUAAAUAUUGCAGUUUACUUGAAUUAUUAGUCAUAAUUAUGUGUAAAAACAAUACUCUUGUGUUUCCUUAAUUGGCUCCAGAAAUUGUAUCUUUAUACCCACGCCCCAUUAUUAAGAGCACUGCAUCCCCAGGAACCUUAGGAGCCAGAAAAUUUUAAAUUGAAAUGUGUUGAAGUCAUGUGCUAUAGACAGAAGGGGACAAAAAAAAAGGGGGCUGUGACUUUUUUUCUUUCCCAUCCUCACAGAAACAGAUCAUUCAGCAGCUAAAUCAUAAUACGACACACUGACUGACUUCAAUCUCACUGCUGAAAGGCACACAUUUGUAUGAGAAGUUUGCUGUACGAGAGAGAGGUGUUGCUCUGCAUUCGCCACGGCACGUCUUGUGUGUGUCUCUGAGGUUUGCUGACCUUCGUCAACCCCCCCCCCAAUCAUCAGCUCCACGGUAGUUCUCAGUUUACGCCCGUAAUGAAUCUAUGCAGUUUUAACCCCAGUUCCCAUGAAACACACAGAAGAUGAUGUCAUUACAGGCCAUAUUUAGUCUGCGAUGCAUGAGGAAGAAGAGUGUAGACUGUUAGCCUCUUAUUCUGAAGUGCCCCAGCUGAGAGUUACUGGACUACAAGCUACAUAUAUAUAUAUAUAUAUAUAUAUAUAUAUAUAUAUAUAUAUAUAUAUAUAUAUAUACAUAUAUACACAUAAUGCAUUUCACCGAUUGAUUUAUUUGGAUACCCCAGGGCAAUCUUCCUCAUGUUCAUAUAUAUAUUGGUAGACAUACUUUAUAUAAUGUAUAGUGAUCCAUAAUGUAAUCCAGUUUAACACAGCAGGUGAAAAUAGCAAUAAUAAAUGACUACAACAAAAACUGUCUGCCUGUCUCGGCAGCAUCACCUCGUAGUUGAGCACAUAUUUUAGCACUCAAUAACAUAUCAGGGAAUUUUGUAGUUGCUCUGUCUAUAUGCACAGUUAGGAAAAUGCCUUAUCCCAAAGAAAAAUUACACCACUCUUAUUUUCUCUCAGUUGAAGAUGCAGAUAUCACUCAAACUCGACCAGACUUGCCUCUUCUCAGAUAGGACUCACACAAGAAACAUGCCUGGCGGAUGCACCGCGAUACACUUUGCUCUUUUGGUCUUUGUCCAAAUUGUGCACAACUGAUGAAUGUGAAAGGAAAGGGUAAUCAAUGAACCUCUGUAGAGGACUUUCUUCACUUUGCUGUGCAAGAGUACACUGCUUUGCUUCAUGGCUUUUAUAAACAGAACUACGUGUUUGGUAAGUGUUUGUAGUUGAUAGUUCACUUAACUAAAGAAGCUGUUUUCGGUUUGAAUGCUCAGACCGUUUGGCGGCACAAGCUGGACUUUGUUGCCAAUAAUGAAAUUAUUUGUUUCAAAAUCGAAAUAGAUUUUAAGUUAAUCUACAUUUUAUUUCCCUUGAAUGUGUUAUUUUAUUUUCGUCAUACAAUAAAUAUUCAAGUGAACUUUUUAUUAAACAAUUAAGAUACUAUGCUAGAUGUUGUUGUACAAAAUUUGUAUUCUUCACAAAAGUACAAAAUAUUGGCUUUUAAUGUGUAAUUUAGGUUAUCUCUCUUAUUCUGUAUAAAAUGAAGUAAACAACUCUUUCAUAGAAUUCGUUCUCCUGUGAAGUCCCAAACAGUAGAAACUGUCAACUUUAUUAAACACCUCAGUGUAUGCUCAAUCUGAA
Amphiprion ocellaris (clown anemonefish) is the source of this 5375-nucleotide messenger RNA. RefSeq names its product myocyte enhancer factor 2aa (gene mef2aa). The transcript has 12 exons. NCBI's taxonomy places the organism in Eukaryota, Metazoa, Chordata, Actinopteri, Pomacentridae. The record is from RefSeq and is a predicted model, not a curated record. Bases 547 to 2022 code for a protein of 491 amino acids. Gene Ontology annotation, biological process: positive regulation of transcription by RNA polymerase II; cell differentiation; heart development. Gene Ontology annotation, molecular function: DNA-binding transcription factor activity, RNA polymerase II-specific; histone deacetylase binding; protein dimerization activity.